Messenger RNA from Erythranthe guttata (spotted monkey flower), 3404 nucleotides. The record is from RefSeq and is a predicted model, not a curated record. Lineage: Eukaryota; Viridiplantae; Streptophyta; Magnoliopsida; Lamiales; Phrymaceae.
AAUGGCAAAACUAUUUAAACACCAAUUUUCAAAAAAUAGAGCCGUUUGUUCAAACCCUCAGCCCUCCCAAAUGAAAUUGAACUGUAGAAGCAGAGACAUUUACACUUCAAUCUCUAAUGCAUUAUCUUCAACGGCCAACAAGAAAGAUCUCCAGAAACUUCAUUCCCUCCUAAUCACUUUUGGUUUAAGCAAAUCUCUGUUUUUGUCGGGUAAAUUAAUAUCCAAAUACUCCCAAUUCAAAGACCCCAAUUCUUCUUUAUUGAUUUUCCGGGAAAAUUCACUCACAAACAAUGCUUAUCUGUGGAAUACGAUAAUUAGAGCGAUGACCCAUAAUGAAUUGUAUGCAAAAGCGUUGGAAUUUUACGCGGAAAUGGGGAAAUUGCAAGUGAAGCCUGAUAGCUACACGUUUCCUUCGGUUAUCAAUGCUUGUGGGAGUUUGAUGGAUCUUGGGAAAGGGAGAGUUGUUCAUGAGCAUGUUAAGGAGUUGGGUUUUGAUUCUGAUGUGUACAUAAAUAAUACGCUCGUGGAUAUGUAUUCAAGGUGUAGUGAAUUGGGUCGUGCUCGAGAAGUGUUCGAUGAAAUGCCUAGUAGAGAUAUUGUCUCUUGGAAUAGUUUGAUUUCUGGGUAUACUUCCAAUGGGUACUUUAAGGAAGCAUUGGAGGUUUAUACUCAGCUGAGAAUUGGCGGUUUGAUGCCCGAUUCUUUCUCGUUUUCGAGUGUUUUACUGACUUGUGGUGGACUGGGGGAGGUUGAAGAGGGUCAGAUUGUUCAUGGUUUGGUGGAGAAGGUUGGAGCAUAUAAGGAUGUGAUUGUAAGCAAUGGUUUGCUCUCAAUGUAUUUUAAGUUUGAUAUGCUAAAUAAUUGCGACAGAAUUUUUAAUGAGAUGGUUCGCAAAGAUAGUGUUACUUGGAAUACAAUAAUUUGUGGAUAUUGUGAAUCGGGUUUCUAUGAAGAGUCAAUCAACUUGUUUUUGGAAAUGGUGGAUAGUUUUAAACCAGAUAUUUUGACAAUCACAUCGGUUCUACGUGCGUGUACUUACGUUGGGAACUUGAAGUUGGGAAGAUAUGUCCAUAACUACAUGAUUAGUAAUGGUUAUAAGUGUGAUAAUAUAGCUAGUAAUAUUAUUAUUAACAUGUACGCAAAAUGUGGUGAUGUGUUGCAUUCAAGGGAAGUGUUUGAGAGCAUGGGAAACCAUGAUUUGGUGUCGUGGAACUCACUUCUUAACGGGUAUAUCGAAAACGGGUUAUAUCAAGAAGCAAUAGAUCUCUUGAGGAGGAUGAAGAAAAGUUUCCAACCUGAUUUUGUCACGUACGUGGCACUUUUUUCCAUUUGUACAGAACUAGCAAACGUAAAUUUCACCGAGGAACUCCACUGUGAUAUAAUAAAGCAAGGAUUCGGCUCGACUCAGAUUUUGGGCAAUGCUCUUGUCGGCGCCUAUGCAAAAUGUGGCAAAAUGGAGGAUUCGCUGAAGCAAUUCGAGACCAUGAAAGUUCGAGAUACAGUUACAUGGAACUCGAUAAUUGCUUCUUGUGGUAAUUCUAAGACAAGCAGCCUUGGUUUAACAAUGCUUAGCAGGAUGAGAAAGGAGGGAAUAAUGCCAGAUGUACCGACUUUUUUAAGUGCGUUGCCUUUGUGUUCUUAUCUCAUCGCCAAACGACAAGGGAAAGAGAUGCAUGGCUGUAUUUUAAGAUUGGGUUUUGAGUCCAAUGUUCCGAUCGGGAAUGCUCUGAUUGAAAUGUAUUCCAAUACCGGGAGCUUAAAGAAUUCGAUACUAGUUUUUGAGCAAAUGAAAACAAGAGACUUAGUUUCGUGGACAGCGAUUAUUUCUGCAUAUGGGAUGUUCGGUGAAGGACGAAAAGCACUUAUAGCUUUUCAGAAUAUGAAGGCAGCUGGUAUUUUUCCCGAUCACAUUGUCUUUAUUGCCGUUAUAUACGCAUGUAGUCAUUCUGGCUUAGUGCAAGAAGGGAAAGCUUGCUUUGAGCAAAUGAAGAAAGACUACAACAUUGUACCUAGGAUCGAACAUUAUGCUUGCGUAGUUGAUCUUUUGUCUCGAUCGGGACUCUUAACUGAAGCAGAGGAGUUCAUUACAUCAAUGCCUUUAAAACCCGAUGCAAGUAUAUGGGGUGUUCUACUCAGUGCUUGUCGAGCAAGUGGAGACAUGAAAAUCGCCGAACGUGUAUCCGAACAUGUUCUUGAAUUAGAUACGAACGAUCCAGGAUACUAUGUUUUGGCCUCGAAUGUCUACGCUUCUUUAGGAAAAUGGGAUCGAGUUAGAAAGAUAAGAACUUCUUUAAAAGCUAAAGGACUGAAAAAAGAACCCGGAAUUAGUUGGCUCGAGAUCCGAAAUAAAGUGUACUACUUUGGAGCGGGCGAUAGAUUCUUUGAGCAACGCAAAGAAGUCGUGGAGCUAUUGGAUGAUCUCUCUGGUUUGAUGGCCAAGGAAGGAUAUGCCGCUGAUGUCAGAUUUGUGUUGCAUGAUGUCGGCGAGGAUGAGAAGGUGGACAUGCUUUGUGGGCACAGUGAAAGGCUUGCCAUAGCGUUUGGCUUGUUGAAUACGAAACCCGGUACUCCUUUAAUGGUGAUGAAGAAUCUUCGGGUUUGUGGGGAUUGCCAUACUGUCACAAAGUACAUAUCGAAAAUUAUGAAACGUGAAAUAUUAGUAAGAGAUUCCAAUCGCUUUCAUCUGUUCAGAGACGGAAGUUGUAGCUGUAAAGAUCACUGGUGAUAGCGCCGUUCGCCACUUGUAAGUUUUUUAUUGGACGAGCCUUUUGUAGUUGAAGCAACUGGUUAAUUCUUAAGUUGGCAGUUGGCAGUGGAAGAAAGACUGGAUCCGUACUAAUCAUUAUAAUUGGGAGCAAUUGGAAGUCUUGAUUGCGAGGAAGCUUUCGAGAAUCGCCAGACAUAUAUGCCAAGCCAAUCAUACAUACAGUAAAGGUGAUUUCGCUCUUUCUCAAUUGAACCCACAGUUUUUGACAUUAUAGAUUUCUUAUGUUUUCGGAUGAUGGCACCGAUAUACCUAACUUUGAGCCUUCUAUUAUUUAAGGUGACCGCUCGAAAUGGUGGCGAAUCGUCCAAAGGUCCAAUUAUCACGUGCUUGAUCUUACAGGGAUUUUCGCCUGCACUCCUACUCGGUUGAAUGAAGGUAUUACAUAAAAUAUCUCUAACAGUGUAAGAGAAAUUUAAAAUUGCAUACUUGAAUUCAAAAUUUUCUUCAGUUUUGCUAACAAAACAUGCAUUGAAAGUCGAAAACACCGCAUCUUUGCCUAAAAAUACAUGCUGACCGGAACCCGUUUCCCCCCUUUUUGAAACUGUCACAACGCACAAAUUUAUUCGAGACAAUCAAGCUUCAUCAAUUUUACAUUGAGAAACGAACAUGUUUUAAAAAACCAAACCUGAAAUAAACC